Molecule: messenger RNA, 2326 nt
Organism: Merops nubicus (carmine bee-eater)
Lineage: Eukaryota; Metazoa; Chordata; Aves; Coraciiformes; Meropidae
Gene: RPS6KA3
Product: ribosomal protein S6 kinase, 90kDa, polypeptide 3
Exons: 16
Biological process (GO): intracellular signal transduction; protein phosphorylation
Molecular function (GO): ATP binding; ribosomal protein S6 kinase activity; magnesium ion binding
Source: RefSeq, a predicted model, not a curated record
GUGAUGUUCACAGAAGACGAUGUGAAGUUUUACCUGGCAGAAUUAGCACUUGCUUUAGAUCAUCUACAUAGUCUUGGAAUAAUAUACCGGGACCUAAAACCAGAAAACAUCCUGCUCGAUGAGGAAGGACAUAUCAAAUUGACAGAUUUUGGUUUAAGUAAGGAGUCAAUUGAUCAUGAAAAAAAAGCCUACUCUUUCUGUGGAACAGUGGAAUAUAUGGCACCUGAAGUUGUUAAUAGACGAGGCCACACACAGAGUGCAGACUGGUGGUCUUUUGGUGUUUUAAUGUUUGAAAUGCUCACUGGUACUCUACCUUUCCAAGGGAAAGACAGAAAAGAAACCAUGACUAUGAUUCUCAAGGCAAAACUUGGAAUGCCUCAGUUCUUGAGUCCUGAAGCACAGAGUCUUCUGCGAAUGCUCUUCAAAAGAAACCCAGCAAACAGAUUAGGAGCAGGUCCUGAUGGAGUUGAAGAAAUUAAGAGGCAUGCAUUCUUUUCCAAAAUAGAUUGGAAUAAAUUGUACAGGAGAGAAAUUCAUCCCCCUUUUAAACCUGCAACUGGCAGACCUGAAGAUACAUUUUAUUUUGACCCUGAGUUUACAGCAAAAACUCCAAAAGAUUCGCCUGGUAUCCCACCCAGUGCUAAUGCACAUCAACUUUUUCGGGGAUUUAGUUUUGUAGCUAUUGCCUCAGAUGAUGAAAGCCAAGCAAUGCAGACAGUUGGAGUGCAUUCAAUUGUCCAGCAGUUGCACAGGAACAGCAUUCAAUUUACUGAUGGAUAUGAAGUAAAGGAAGAUAUUGGAGUGGGGUCUUACUCUAUCUGCAAGAGAUGUAUUCAUAAAGCUUCAAACAUGGAAUAUGCUGUAAAGAUUAUUGACAAGAGUAAAAGAGAUCCAACAGAGGAGAUUGAAAUCCUACUGCGUUACGGACAGCAUCCAAAUAUUAUUACCCUAAAAGAUGUGUAUGACGAUGGAAAAUAUGUCUAUGUAGUAACAGAACUUAUGAAGGGAGGAGAACUGCUGGACAAAAUUCUUAGGCAAAAAUUCUUCUCGGAGCGAGAAGCAAGUGCUGUUCUGUUCACAAUAACAAAAACAGUUGAAUAUCUCCAUGCGCAAGGGGUUGUUCAUAGAGACCUGAAGCCUAGCAAUAUUCUUUAUGUUGAUGAAUCUGGUAAUCCAGAAUCAAUUAGAAUUUGUGAUUUUGGCUUUGCAAAACAACUACGAGCAGAAAAUGGUCUUCUGAUGACUCCAUGUUACACAGCAAAUUUUGUUGCACCAGAGGUUUUAAAGAGGCAAGGUUAUGAUGCUGCAUGUGACAUAUGGAGCCUUGGUGUUCUACUUUAUACCAUGCUUACUGGCUACACUCCCUUUGCAAAUGGUCCUGAUGACACCCCAGAGGAGAUUUUGGCCCGAAUAGGUAGUGGAAAGUUCUCGCUCAGUGGUGGUUAUUGGAAUACUGUUUCAGACACAGCUAAGGACCUUGUUUCAAAAAUGCUUCAUGUUGACCCACAUCAAAGACUGACUGCAGCCCAAGUUCUUAGUCACCCCUGGAUAGUUCACUGUGACCAGUUGCCUCAAUACCAGCUGAACAGGCAGGAUGCUCCCCAUUUAGUGAAGGGUGCAAUGGCAGCAACUUACUCCGCUUUGAAUCGUAAUCAGUCACCAGUUCUGGAGCCAGUUGGCCGUUCUACUCUUGCUCAGAGGAGAGGUAUAAAAAAAAUCACCUCAACAGCCCUGUGAAGUGACCUCAGCCAGAUAUUUGGUACCAUGGCGUAAGAUGAUAGCACAAAUAAUGGCGACAGGUAGCACAUAUCUGACAGAUACCUGCAAGCACACUCUGUCCCAGCUGGUACCUAUAAUGCUGCUGCUCCUGCUGCUGCUGCUGCUUUCAUCUAUUCCCGCUUUAAACUGUUGAUGGCAAGUUACUGAUCUUAUGGGGCUUCAAAUGGAGUGACAAGUGGAGACACAAUUAAACCCAUCAUGCUCACAACUGCAUAAACCAGAAGAAUUCCGAACGCCACCUCUGUCAAAAAUACACUGAAUAAAGCACUCUGCACCACAUAGCAUUAUUUUUAUAAGGAAUAUUUCUCAUCCCCUAAAAUGUUCUCUGUUACAGGUAGAGAUGGACAGUUUAUGUUAAGCACUUAGCUUAAAGAAUCUGUUUAUAUUAGCACUAUAUACUUUGUGCCAUCCAACAUUUUGUAUGUUUUUGUAAACAGUUCACAAGCAGUACAUCUCCGUGCUGUUUUCUUUAAUGUAUACAUGCCUUGUUUUACUUAGAUAUUAUUAAUCAUUUUGACAAUUAAGUCUGCUUAAACAGUUCACCUGG